AUUAACUAAACUCCAGAUAUUGGAACUUAGAGAAAACCAGUUAAAAAUAUUGCCGAAAACCAUGUCCAGACUGACUCAGCUGGAGAGACUAGACUUAGGAAGUAAUGAAUUCACAGAAGUGCCUGAAGUACUUGAACAACUGAGUGAGUUAAAGGAAUUUUGGAUGGAUGGUAAUAGACUAACGCUUAUUCCAGGGUUCAUAGGAACUUUGAAACAACUGACCUACUUGGAUGUUUCUAAAAACAACAUUGAAGUAGUUGAAGAAGGUAUUUCAGGUUGUGAAAGCCUACAAGACCUACUCUUAUCCAGUAAUUCACUUCAGCAACUGCCGGAGUCUAUUGGUUCCCUGAAGAAGGUAACAACACUUAAAAUUGAUGAAAACCAAUUAAUUUAUUUGCCAGACUCCAUAGGAGGGUUACUAUCAGUAGAAGAACUGGACUGUAGUUUCAAUGAGAUUGAAACGUUGCCUUCGUCUGUUGGGCAACUCUCUAACAUAAGGACAUUUGCUGCAGAUCAUAACUUUUUAACACAGCUGCCAUCAGAGAUUGGAAACUGGAAGCAUUUAACAGUGUUGUUUCUGCAUUCUAAUAAGCUUGAAUUUCUCCCUGAAGAAAUGGGUGAUAUGCAGAAAUUAAAAGUCAUCAAUCUGAGUGACAAUAGGUUUGUGAAUAUAUUAAUUCAAUUAGAAGAUGUCUAAAGCAUUGUAUAUAUUGUAUUGUAACUGAUGUCUUCUAAACCACUUAUCCCUCUUCAAAAAGAAGCUGACCCUGACACACAGAAAACAGUGCUUACUAAUUACAUGUUCCCCCAGCAACCAAGGACUGAGGAUGUUAUGUUCAUAUCUGAUAAUGAAAGCUUCAAUCCAUCUUUGUGGGAGGAACAGAGGAAACAGCGUGCUCAGGUGGCAUUUGAGUGUGAUGAAGACAAAGAUGAGAGAGAGGCACCGCCUCGGGAAGGCAACCUGAAGAGAUAUCCAACUCCGUAUCCUGAUGAACUGAAGAAUAUGGUUAAAACAGUCCAGACAAUUGUACAUAGGCUAAAGGAUGAAGAAUCUACUGAAGAUAUUGCAAAGGAGUCAAAACAAGAAGGCCAGACAGUUUCUGUAAAAGAUGUGGGGGUAAAGCCUACUGAACCAGAAGCUGAGCACAGCACUGCAAAUUCACAGAUGACUGCACUUGUUAAAACCUUGCAGAACACAAAAACAAUUGUCAACCAUGAAGACGUGCUCGAG
This is a messenger RNA of Nipponia nippon (crested ibis), 1231 nucleotides long. The record is from RefSeq and is a predicted model, not a curated record. NCBI's taxonomy places the organism in Eukaryota, Metazoa, Chordata, Aves, Pelecaniformes, Threskiornithidae.